AUGGAGCUUCCAGCAGGGAUUGUGCCAAUCGAAAUCUCGGACAAUAAUUGUGCAAGUGUUGUGGCGGCAUUGUCGAGGCAGGAUCUCUUCGAGCAGCGUGGCGGCAUCGAUUUCCAUUGGGCCAUCACGAUUGUACUUAUACAGACUAUACACGUUGUGGUUGAACCGGUGUCCAAAGCCAUCGUGACAAUAUGCAGGUCACAUUGUUGGGUGGAUCGCUUCAGAGAUAAGGGAGGACUACGCGGUCGACUUUCUCGGGCAUCUCAGAUGGCCUUCGUUGCGAUGACUGCAGCUCUAUCAUACAAAUCAUGGUAUAAGGGAGGUACUACCGAAAAGCAGACACCACUUAUCAGUGCUGUCUACAAUGAAGGCAGUCGGACAGAACGAGCACUGAUAUACAACAUUUGCCGAAUAGUGAUCAAAACAUGGCUCUCUGCUUAUAUGAAACUAGGAUAA
This is a messenger RNA of Truncatella angustata, 456 nucleotides long. RefSeq lists its product as uncharacterized. The record is from RefSeq and is a predicted model, not a curated record. NCBI's taxonomy places the organism in Eukaryota, Fungi, Ascomycota, Sordariomycetes, Amphisphaeriales, Sporocadaceae. The transcript has 2 exons. The coding region runs from base 1 to 456 and encodes 151 amino acids.